This is a messenger RNA of Bombus pascuorum, 1684 nucleotides long. RefSeq lists its product as uncharacterized. Lineage: Eukaryota; Metazoa; Arthropoda; Insecta; Hymenoptera; Apidae. The transcript has 3 exons. The record is from RefSeq and is a predicted model, not a curated record. Bases 588 to 1349 code for a protein of 253 amino acids.
UUUCAGAGCUAUACCUCCUUUACUCGUUUCCUUUUCGAUGUAUUAUCUUCGUUUUAUCUUGAAAUAUCUUUGCGAAGAGCGUACGAUUCGAUAUCUGCCGAUAGUAUUCCGUUUUAUCAAUGUCUCCCCUAAUUUACGAUAUAUUCUCGUCUCGUUUCCCUGGUUGCGUUAACUUUGGACAAGGACAACGUUACGCGACCGAUAUAAAAGGUAUCCCACCAUCCGCUCUAGGAAGAUCUUUAUUUGUCUUCUCUAUACGCGUAUACCGUUCCCGCGAGGCUGUGGGAGACGUUUAGAGUAGCGUUUUAAUAUUUAAAUCGGAAUCGCUUUGCAUUCUCGUGUGUGCACGCUUCCCUGGUAUAUCGGUACACGAUGGGGCCAAUGUCCGGCCACUGUGCUCGAGGCUCUCAUGACCGUUCGGCGACAAAGAAUACCGGUUUCUCGGUGUACUGACCACUAUAUCAAGGUAGAGCAUCGGUAUAACGCCGUCUUUUAACCGGACCCCGGUCAGUCUCAAUCCCGUCGACGAUCCUCGUGCAUUUUUCCAUCGCUUCGUGGCCCAUCGAAGCAAAACGGUCCUCUUCGUCAUGUAUCCGCGUUACGGCCUCCUCCUCGUGUUCGCUUAUCACGUUGUGACUGGUCUGUCCUUACCGGCGACGACCUAUGAUCAACGACAAACCGGUGAUCUAAACGUGCAAGUCCACCUGAAGGAUGUGCAAGUGGUGGCGUUGUUGGACCCGGAGAUGCUUGACGAUUACACGGAAUACGAUUAUUUCUACGAUUACGCCGACUUUACGUUGAAACCGACCGUCAAGCCCACCACCAGUACUACAACUACCACCGAAACAGUUCCAUCAGAACAAAUCAAUGUCUCUGAAACAUCCGAUUCUUCCUCUCAAAAUUCGACAUCUCCUUCGAUCAGCGAGACAAAUGCAAAUUCUACCAUAGAAAACGCGGAAAUUCUUCUACCAGUGGACGCUGAAAAAACGAACGAAACCUUAGCUAGUUCAUCGACUGAAAGUUUAGAAAAUUCAACUAGCGACGACAGUAUACUAAGAAUGAGGUUGAGUGACAAAAUUACAAGCCUGUUUGAGGAUAAGAUGGAAAAUCCAACGAAGCAUGAUGACCGGGCAUCAUCAUCCACGGACAAUCCGUCCAAAAGACUGUCUAGAAAACGGUGUAAAUUAGGAUAUUCACCGGAUGGGAAGGGUCGUUGUCGUCGUUUCAGUCAACGAAAAUUAUCGUUAAUUCCAUUGACGAUGAGAUUACCAUCAAAACUUUUAGACGAUCUAAGGCGCAACACAAGGAAUUUGGCGCAGGAGGAAGACGAUCGAAUGCAUUUAAACUGAGCCGUGCCAUGAAUAUUCGAUGAAUCCUGUGCGAUUGUGCGAAGUUGCCUCAUGUUCCUCAUGCGACUUAAGUCGAAUUUAUAUUGUUUCAUAUUGGAAGAACACGGUAGAUGAACACCUGCUUUCAUCCGCGGACGAAACGAGGAUGAGAGCAGCGUUGCAACAACACGCAAAGUGAAAGAGUGUAAAUUCGGCUUUAUGUUAAGUUACUUAUGCCCCAUCUUACAUUUCCAUUCGGCCAUAAUUCCCCAAGUCGCUGUAUAUAAUAAUACAUAUAAGAAACAAUUAUACUUGACAGGGUUACAAAAUUGUUGUAAUAAACUUAUGUAUCCAUA